GUAGAUGAUCCGAAUCCGAUACAGCCGCGGUUAAGACAUCCUUCCGUGUUUUAUGAUAUCACACGCCAACGGAUCGGGCGGCCUACGCCCACGUCACAAGUUAACUCCUUAGUCCUUCUGUUUCCCCACCAAGUAAACCAUUCUUCUUCCCCUCUCCCUCUCUCUGUCUAUCCGCACGGAUCGAUCUCCCCUGCCGAUUCGGCAGGCGAAGUGCGACCGGCGAUGGCGAGGACGAACGCCGAAGACCCAGAGCUCCGGCGCGCCUGCGCGGCUGCCAUCGGCGCCGGGGGAAGCGCCGGGGACAUCGUGCUCGCGAUCCGCGUCGCCAAGGGCCGGGGCAUCUUGGAGAAGCUUGGCCGCAUGGCGUCCCCUCGAGUUCUCGUACUGACCACUAAACAGUUACCCAAAGGUGAAAAAACAAAAGCUUUCCUUCGAGUCCUGAAAUAUUCUUCCGGAGGAGUUCUUGAGCCAGCUAAACUUUACAAGCUGAAGCAUCUUGCAAAGGUGGAGGUUAUCUCAAAUGAUUCUACUGGAUGCACAUUUAUUCUGGGCUUUGAUAAUCUUAGGAGCCAGAGUGUUGCUCCUCCACAAUGGACUAUGCGUAACAUUGAUGAGAGGAAUCAACUUCUUCUUUGCAUUUUGAACAUGUGCAAGGAGAUAUCACAGCGUCUUCCUAAGCUUAUCGGGAUAGAUAUAGUGGAGCUUGCUCUCUGGGCUAAGGAAAAUACACCAUCAAUUACUAAGCAAGUGAACACACAAGAUGGACCAGCUACAUAUGUUAUGGAACAAAAUGACAUGAAGGUUACCGUUGAAAAAGACCUUGUUUCACAAGCUGAAGAGGAAGAUAUGGAAGCUCUUCUUGGCGCGUAUGUUAUGGGCAUUGGUGAAGCAGAGGCUUUUUCUGAGAGGAUGAAGCGGGAACUUCUUGCUCUCGAAGCAACAAAUGUCUAUGCUCUACUGGAAAGUGAACCACUGAUUCAGGAGGUAUUGCAGGGAUUAGAAGCAGCUACACUGUGUGUCGAUGAUAUUGAUGAAUGGUUGCGAAUUUUCAAUGUUAAGCUCAGGCAUAUGCGGGAGGAUAUUGCAUCGAUUGAAUUGCGGAAUAACAAACUGGAGAUGCAGUCUAUGUGUAGUGAAGCACUUAUUGAGGAGCUAGAUAAGCUCCUUGAACGUUUGCGUAUUCCUUCUGAGUUUGCUGCAUCUUUAACUGCGGGAUCAUUCGAGGAAGCACGCAUGCUCAAAAAUGUUGAAGCGUGUGAAUGGUUAACUGGCGCAAUUCAUGCUCUUGAAGUUCCAAACUUGGAACCAGCUUAUGUGGAUAUGCAAGCUGUUAAAGAUAAACAAACAGAGUUAGAAAAGUUGAAGAAUACAUUUGUUCGGCGGGCAACAGAAUUCCUGAGAAAUUAUUUCUCUAGUUUAGUGGAUUUUAUGAUAAGUGAUAGGAGUUAUUUUUCGCAGCGUGGACAUCUGAAAAGGCCUGAUCAUGCUGAUCUAAGAUACAAAUGUAGAACUUAUGCUCGACUUCUGCAGCACUUAAAGAAUCUUGACAAGAAUUGCCUAGUCCCUUUGAGGAAGGCAUACUGUCAGUCCCUUAAUUUGCUUCUUCGACGAGAGGCCCGUGAAUUUGCAAAUGAACUUCGUGCGAGUACAAAGGCAUCAAGGAAUCCUACUGGUUGGCUUGAAGCUUCCACAGGCUCCAAUCAGACAGCAAGUAGUUCAGAUACAUCCACUGUUUCUGAAGCAUACUCCAAGAUGCUUACAAUAUUUAUUCCUCUUCUCGUGGAUGAGAGUUCCUUUUUUGCACAUUUUAUGUGUUUCGAAGUUUCUGCGCUUGUUCCACCUAGUGCCCCAAAUGGAAAGAAAAGGGAAUCUGAUGGAAAUGGUGAAAGUGACGAUGAUUUGAGCAUGAUGGAUGCUGAUGGAAACGAUGUGAAACAAAGUAAUCACUCUGAGUUAGGGGCACUAAAUGACGCUCUCCAUGAUUUACUUGAUGGAAUCCAGGAAGACUUCUAUGCAGUAGUUGAUUGGGCUUACAGGAUUGAUCCUCUCCGUUGUAUAUCAAUGUAUGGGAUUACAGAGCGGUAUCUUUCUGCACAGAAAGCUGAUGCUGCUGGAUUUGUAAGAGAGCUUCUAAAAGACCUGCAGACUAAAAUAUCAACACAAUUUAGCAGGUUUGUUGAUGAAGCAUGCCAUCAAAUUGAGAGAAAUGAACGUAAUGUGAGGCAAAUAGGAGUUUUAUCCUAUAUUCCAAGGUUUGCUACCCUUGCGACGCGAAUGGAGCAGUAUAUUCAGGGGCAAUCAAGGGAUUUAGUUGACAAGGCAUACACAAGAUUGGUUAACACUAUGUUUGUAACCCUUGAGAAGAUUGCACAAAGUGACUCAAAGUACACUGAUAUCAUACUUUUGGAGAAUUAUGCAGCUUUCCAGAACAGUUUAUUUGAGUUGGCCAAUGUUGUUCCAACACUAGCAAAAUUCUAUCAUCAGGCUAGUGAAGCUUAUGAACAAGCUUGCACGCGUCAUAUCACCAUAAUCAUUGAGAAUCAAUUUGACAAGCUAUUUCUGUUUUUCCGAAGAAUUGAGGAUCUAAUGUACACAGUGCCUUCUGAGGAGAUUCCUUUCCAGCUUGGGCUAUCAAAAACAGAUCUUAGGAAGGUGUUAAAAUCCAGCUUAUCCCAGGUUGAUAGAUCCAUAAAUGUGAUGUAUAGGAGACUGCAGAAGACUUUAAGCUCUGAGGAGUUGUUGCCACCUUUAUGGGAUAAGUGCAAGAAAGACUUCUUGGAGAAAUAUGAAAGCUUUGUUCAGACAGUGGCCAAGAUUUACCCCAACGAGGGCAUGCCUCCAGUGUCAGAGUUGAGGGAUCUCCUUGCUUCCAGUUAGAUAUGAAUUUCUUCAUGUUGUAAUUUCUCCCCCGUGUGUAAAUCUCAUUUGCCGUUAUCCUCUCUGAGGCUAAUAACGCCUGUUGCUUUUGAACAAAAUGAGUUGAAGAAAAAAAAUAUUAAUUUUGAAAAGAAUUUUCUA
Zingiber officinale is the source of this 3018-nucleotide messenger RNA. Its product is annotated as exocyst complex component SEC3A-like. Gene Ontology annotation, biological process: Golgi to plasma membrane transport; exocytosis. Gene Ontology annotation, cellular component: exocyst; plasma membrane. Gene Ontology annotation, molecular function: phosphatidylinositol-4,5-bisphosphate binding. The transcript is spliced from 25 exons. The coding region runs from base 223 to 2877 and encodes 884 amino acids. The record is from RefSeq and is a predicted model, not a curated record. NCBI's taxonomy places the organism in Eukaryota, Viridiplantae, Streptophyta, Magnoliopsida, Zingiberales, Zingiberaceae.